AUGGAAUCCGCAGCCAAGCCCGAUAUCAACAUUAGCAGCAGCCUUGUCUUGCUUCGGGGGCCCGCUCUGAUUGCGAUUGGUUCUUCCUGGGCGCUUUGCUUGUUCCUGCGAACCCUGUCGUGGUUCUCUUUCGCGCAACUCGGACUACUUUUCUUUGGCUUUGCGCUUUUAGUAGUUGAUGCGAGGCGUGUAGGAGAACGGCAAUGUCGUGCUAUCAUUCAGAGAUGGCUGGAUAGUGUUGUCUGGGAUGACGCAUUGAUACUCUUCUUCAAGCCUGCAUUCAGCUGGUAUGGCUUGUUCACCGAGACGAUUCUAGGCCAAGCCAUGUGGAUGUACAGUCUCCCAGCAACUGCUUCUCAAAGAGUGACGCUGACACAAGCUUCCCUUGGAGUCGAUGAACAAACAGCAAACCGAAUUCUUUUUGAACCAGGAGGAUUCAAGCAAGAGUUGUUUCCGAAGUCCUUCUUGCGCUGGCUAGAUGGUGACACAACGACGGAGACAAAAGAUUCCGAGGACCAUAGCAGCUCGGAUUCGGAGGAACCAAAAUCAGAGGAACCAGCUGCUGAGGAUCAGAAUGAUAGCGAGCCAAAAAAUCUUUCAACAGAAGAAGGAUUCCAAAUUGUUACCAAGCCGGGGCAACUCACAAGCGACCCACAAAAGCAGAGUAGCAACGAAAUCGUGGAGAGCUCAACAAUAAGCAACAACGUGUCUAGAGACUAUGUCUUGCUGUCCAAAACAAUUCAAUCGAUACUCCGGAAAACUCUUAUGGAACACCUCCAUCAGAUGCUCAAAUUCGGAAACCAAGAGUCCAAGAUUGUGGCUGCAGUGGGUCUGGCUGCAACAGUAUCCUUGGCGAUUCAGCUUCGCAUCAGCAGCCGUGCAAGGAAGAUUGCAAUUUUUUUGCUCGAAAUGGCGUCGUUAGCUGGACUGUCCUCUGUCAUUAUGGGAGCACUGACUUUGUUGACUGCACUUCCGAGCGAUGCAAAUAAUGGAACACGCGAGACGCGGGCUGCCAUUCUGAAACAGGUCAUCACGUUGAUCCCCCGAAUGAGCGGGGUGAAUGGCCGCCAACGUGGGGUAGGUAUCUCGUCGUUGGGGCUAUUGGCAUUCGCUGCGUGGAAAAGGAAACAACGGGUGAAGAAUGGAUCAAAUCGUCGUUGA
Molecule: messenger RNA, 1161 nt
Organism: Seminavis robusta
Lineage: Eukaryota; Bacillariophyta; Bacillariophyceae; Naviculales; Naviculaceae
Source: the annotation of a GenBank genome assembly